Molecule: messenger RNA, 1919 nt
Organism: Gaeumannomyces tritici R3-111a-1
Lineage: Eukaryota; Fungi; Ascomycota; Sordariomycetes; Magnaporthales; Magnaporthaceae
Exons: 1
Coding region: 882-1829 (315 amino acids)
Source: RefSeq, a predicted model, not a curated record
CAAUGCAACCCCGCAACACCAUCAAACAGCCGACACCUCCUCGAGCACACAGAAGCAAAGAUCAAGACGUAAUCUCCUUGUUAGUUGGAAGCCGUUGCAUCUCCUGCAUGCUGGUGAAGAGACCAAGCAUUCUAGGCCAAACAGAGACCGGCAAAGGGCGCCACCCCGCGUGCGCGGAGCUGCCCACGCACACCACCAGCUAUUCUACUCUAGAUGGUACCUGGCAAGCCCAAGGCACGGUUGAGAGGCCGACGCCAAGCGGCCUAUUCCUUGGAAACUAGCGCCAUUUCCAUUAUCUGGACGGCACUGCGGCUCCUCAGAGGCUCCUCUUCCGCAUCCAAAGGCGUGCCAACGUACCCUUCGCGAGCGAGACUAACAGACGAUGGGGGAAGAGAUUGGAAACGCUGCCAUGGAUCUUUGACAUAUCAUCGAACCCCUGGCAUUAGCAGACAUGCUCUCGUUGCUACCUUCGGCCACAUGCCCCAUCCGGCACACCUUCGAGAACGUCCAGUCCAAACCCACCGCCCACGAUGACGACACUGAGGAGAGGAGAAGUUGGCCCUGCUUGCUUUCCGUUGGGUCUCAUUUCGGGCUUUCUGUCCUGUUCUCCCGGUGGCAGGGAAAGGGGUUAUAACGAUGUGAUAGCAUAACGCACGCAUCCCAUCUGGGUGCGCAUCGGCGACACGACUAGCCCACCCUCAUCGGACACAUCUCCUCGCUUUUCCCUCGUCGAUUCGGGAUUCCUUCUCUCACCUUGUGCACCCUUUCCCCCAGGCCUCGUGUCAAAGCAGAGGCAGACAUAUCCGUUCGACAGGCAACUACAAGUAGAACGGUUAUUUGCUUGCACAUGGUGGAACGGAAGCCAGCUCUAUCCAUCAAAUAUGCGCAGUAACGGCCUCAUUUCGCUCCUUGUGAGCUUCCUGCUGCUCCUGUCCUUCGCAGUUGCGCAGGACUCUACAUCGACAGGGCCGCCCCCGCCAACAUCCACCGGCACCCCUACCACAAGCAAUGGCUCCACUGGCACUACCUCUGCCCCAACAAGCACAUCUACAGGCGGCGGCGGCAGUGGCGGCGGAGGAGGUGGCGGCGGAGGAGGCGGCGGCACCGACUCCAAUAGGGGCCCGCCAGACGUCCACCUUAAAGUGCCCGAGCUGUCUGUCGGCCGCAUCGAGCUCGACGUGGACAACUUGCGGGCCGACGUGAACCUCGCGGCCGAGAUCGCGGGCCUCGUGUCUAUCAACGCCGGCGUGCAGGUGGGGAUCAAAAAGGUCAACAUCACCAUCGCCGACGUCAACGCCGAGCUCGAGCUCGUCAUCCGGCUGGGCCACCUGGUCGAGAUUGUGAACCGCACGCUGCACACGCUGGACCUGAACCCGCUGCUCGUCAACGUGCUCAACGAGGUCGGGGACCUGAUCGACGCCGUCGUCGGCGCCGUCGACGGCCUGCUGGGGUCCAUCCUGCAGGGCGACAACAAGCUCAACUUCAUCAUCGACAACCUCGGUCAUAUCAUCCAGGAGACCGUCGGCGCCGCGGGCAAGACAGUCAGCACCAUCGUGGGCAGCUACACCCAGAACAUGACCUUUACGGGCCAGCAAAAGACGCUCGAGAACGGGUUGGUGCAGAAGACGUACGAGUACGAGGAGCUCGGGUCGCUCGUCAACGUCAUCACGAACGCCCUGGGCCAGGUCGUGCAGGCUGUCGUGGUCAGGGGCGGAAACGGAGGGGGUGGAGGGGGCGGUGGCGGAGGUGGUGGAGGUGGUGGCGACAGUAGCAGUAGUACCAUCACGACCGCCACAACACAGCAGCCGCCGCCGACUUCAACAUCAUAAAUACCUGACUGGGUGUAAUUUUUUUGGACGCGGUCGAGUUAAGGAGACGGAGAUAGUGAACAAUAAAACAUCCGUGGCUAAGAAUUGAUA